Fusarium poae is the source of this 627-nucleotide messenger RNA. RefSeq lists its product as uncharacterized. Gene Ontology annotation, cellular component: membrane. The transcript has 3 exons. The record is from RefSeq and is a predicted model, not a curated record. The coding region runs from base 1 to 627 and encodes 208 amino acids. Lineage: Eukaryota; Fungi; Ascomycota; Sordariomycetes; Hypocreales; Nectriaceae. Gene Ontology annotation, biological process: phosphoenolpyruvate-dependent sugar phosphotransferase system.
AUGGCGACCGUUGUCAUUAUCCCUGGCUCUUUCGCAUCACCAUCUCUUUACGAACCUCUUGCUAAUAGUUUUGCUCGAGAUGGCAUACAAUCCGAGAUUGUUGAAUUGCCCUCUGUCGGUCGAAAGGAGGGUAGAAACCCUGCUACAAUGAGUGACGACGUCGAUGAGAUUGUUUCUGUCGUGGAGAAACUACUCGAUGAGGACAAAGAAGUGAUCCUGCUGGCUCAUUCAUACGGCGGUGUACCCGCUACUCAGUGCCUGGAAACACUCUCACAAAAAGCCCGACAAUCCCAGGGAAAGGGGGGCGGCGUCAGCAAGAUUAUUUAUCUUGCCGGAGUUGCACUGCCGGUUGGCGGAUCUGUCAUAUCGUUACUGACAGUCCCAGACUAUCUCGAUGAUUACAUGACCCUCACACCUGAAUCUGCGCCAUUCAUCUACUCGGAUUCACCACCCGAAGAAGCUCUCAAGCUGGCAAAGGAACUGCCCCAGCAUUCGACAACCUCAUACAAAGAUCAGCUUACAUACGCCGGGUACAAAGAUGCCGAGGUCCACUACAUCAUCUGUGAACAAGACAAACUCGUUGUCCCAGAGUAUCAGUUUGGUAUGGUCGAGUUACUCAAAGCCUGA